CCCCCCGCCCGGUCCGACCGGCACCGACCGAGUGAGCGACCCCGCCAGCCCGACACCGCCCGGCCGCCACAUGGCCUCCGCGGGCAGCUCCGGACAGGCCGGCUCCGCGCCGCCGCUCACCGUGCAGCGCGGCAUCGUCAAGAUGGUGCUGUCGGGCUGUGCCAUCAUCGUGCGGGGGCAGCCCCGGGGGGGACCCCCCCCCGAGCGCCAGAUCAACCUCAGCAACAUCCGCGCUGGGAACCUGGCCCGGCGCGGGGCCCCCGGGCAGCCCGACGCCAAGGACACCCCGGACGAGCCCUGGGGCUUCCCGGCCCGGGAGUUCCUGCGGAAGAAGCUCAUCGGGAAGGAGGUUUGCUUCACCGUGGAGUACAAGACCCCGCAGGGCCGGGAGUAUGGGAUGGUGUACCUGGGGAAAGACACGAGUGGUGAGAACAUCGCCGAGUCCCUGGUGGCCGAAGGACUCGCCUCCCGUCGGGAAGGGAUCCGGGCCAACAACCCCGAGCAGAGCCGGCUGGCAGAGCUGGAGGAGCAGGCCAAGAGCGCCAAGAAGGGGAUGUGGAGCGAGGGCACGGGGUCCCACACCGUGCGGGACCUCAAGUACACCAUCGAGAACCCCCGGCACUUCGUGGACUCCCUGCACCAGAAGCCAGUCAAUGCCAUCAUCGAGCACGUGCGGGACGGCAGCGUGGUGAGGGCCCUGCUGCUGCCAGACUACUACCUGGUCACCGUCAUGCUCUCGGGCAUCAAGUGCCCCACGUUCAAGCGCGAGGCCGACGCUCCUGAGGUCCCGGAGCCGUUUGCAGCUGAGGCCAAGUUCUUCACGGAGUCCCGGCUGCUGCAGAGGGAUGUGCAGAUUGUCCUGGAGAGCUGCCACAACCAGAACAUCCUGGGCACCAUCCUGCACCCGAACGGGAACAUCACGGAGCUGCUGCUGAAGGAGGGCUUUGCCCGCUGCGUGGACUGGUCCAUCGCCGUGUACACCCGCGGGGCCGACAAGCUGCGCGCGGCCGAGAGGUUCGCCAAAGAGCGCAAACUGAGGAUCUGGAGGGACUACGUGGCCCCCACAGCAAACCUGGAUCAGAAGGACAAGCAGUUUGUGGCCAAGGUGAUGCAGGUGCUGAACGCUGAUGCCAUCGUGGUGAAGCUCAACUCCGGGGACCACAAAACCAUCCACCUGUCCAGCAUCAGACCCCCGCGGCUGGAGGGGGACAGCGCGCAGGACAAGAACCGGAAGCUGAGGCCCCUCUAUGACAUUCCCUACAUGUUCGAGGCCCGGGAAUUCCUGCGCAAGAAGCUCAUCGGGAAGAAGGUGAACGUGUCCGUGGAUUACAUCCGCCCUGCCAGCAGUGCCACCGAGACCGUGCCCGCCUUCUCGGAGCGCACCUGUGCCACCGUGUCCAUCGGCGGAAUCAACAUCGCCGAGGCACUGGUGAGCAAAGGCCUGGCCACGGUGCUGCGGUACCGGCAGGACGACGACCAGCGCUCGGCCCACUACGACGAGCUGCUGGCGGCCGAGGCGCGGGCUAUCAAGAACGGGAAGGGGCUGCACAGCAAGAAGGAGGUGCCGAUUCACCGGGUGGCCGACAUCUCCGGGGACACGCAGAAGGCGAAGCAGUUCCUGCCGUUCCUGCAGCGCGCCGGCCGCUCCGAGGCCGUGGUGGAAUACGUUGUCAGCGGCUCCCGCCUGAAGCUCCUGCCCAAGGAGACCUGUCUCAUCACAUUCCUGCUCGCAGGCAUCGAGUGCCCGCGGGGUGCCCGGAACCUGCCGGGGCUGGCACAGGAGGGGGAGCCCUUCAGCGAGGAGGCCACGCUGUUCACCAAGGAGCUCGUGCUGCAGCGGGAGGUACGGGGGGACCGACGGGAUCGGGCGGAUCCCGGAUCCCCCGGCCCAUCACGGCCCCCCAUGGAGCCCAGGCUUGGCACUGGUGUGCCCAGAGGGACGCUGGCACUGGUGCAGAUGUGGGUGUGGGUCCAGCUGUGA
Chiroxiphia lanceolata (lance-tailed manakin) is the source of this 1981-nucleotide messenger RNA. It is a transcript of the gene SND1, whose product is annotated as staphylococcal nuclease and tudor domain containing 1. The record is from RefSeq and is a predicted model, not a curated record. Gene Ontology annotation, cellular component: nucleus; cytosol. NCBI's taxonomy places the organism in Eukaryota, Metazoa, Chordata, Aves, Passeriformes, Pipridae. Gene Ontology annotation, molecular function: RNA binding; nuclease activity. Gene Ontology annotation, biological process: mRNA catabolic process.